Eufriesea mexicana is the source of this 2463-nucleotide messenger RNA. RefSeq lists its product as uncharacterized. The transcript is spliced from 4 exons. The coding region runs from base 303 to 2450 and encodes 715 amino acids. Gene Ontology annotation, biological process: regulation of transcription by RNA polymerase II. Gene Ontology annotation, molecular function: protein binding. Lineage: Eukaryota; Metazoa; Arthropoda; Insecta; Hymenoptera; Apidae. Gene Ontology annotation, cellular component: nucleus. The record is from RefSeq and is a predicted model, not a curated record.
UCGUAGGUUAAAGUAGACUAUCUAUAUCGAAGUAUAAGAUGGCUAAUUUUUAAGUUUCGUUUACGUCCUAAUUUUGUGUAUUUUAACACGUUAGUGAGCAAAUGUUGUGUAAACUUGCUGAUUUUUUGUAUCGACACUCACGGUGGUGCUUCAUGAAAGUUGCUAGAGAAUGCAUAAACGCGCUAUGUCAAUAUCCAUCAUUAAUCGAAAUUGAUCGCAUACAUAUAAUCAAGGGUUUCAAUGCUUUUUUUCAAACUACUCUCGAUAGAGGAAGAUUAACAUUUUAAUCAUAUCUCGCCACAAUGGUUGAGAGUGCUAAAUGUUGUGUCCUGCAAUGGGCUGAUCAUGCAAAAUAUAUUACAGAAAAAUUUAGUGGGCUGUUGGCACGUCAAGUACUUGUUGAUGUAACACUCGUAUGUGAAGAACAAAAGCUACGUGUUCACAAACUGGUUUUAGCAUCAAAUAGUACAUAUUUUGAGGAGAUCCUACAACAAGAUUUGGGUCAGGAACCAGUUAUAUUUUUGAAAGAUCUAAACUUUGAAAUCUUGAAGGCCAUGGUUGAAUUCAUGUAUUGCGGAGAAACCACUAUUCCUUAUCAAUUAUUAUCACCUUUAUUAACUGCCACAAAAAGAUUUAAGGUUAAAGAAUUGACAACUGUGGUUGAUGCUAUGAUGAGUUCCAAUGUAGGAAGUUUUGAAAUUAAUACAAAUAUGGACAAAGAAGUUACUGAAUCAGAGAUUAUAAGCGAUACAUGUAAUAACACAGAUUACAUACAUGUAAAGUGUGAUGAACUUGUUAAAAAUAAGUGCUUUGUACUUUGUAACAAGAGCAAUAGUGAUGUGAAUUCAAGUGAAAAUCAAUCUUUAGAAGGUAAUACUACUAGUGAUCCUCCUGAACAGGAAUUAGAGCAUAUGUUAUAUGAAGAAUCACAAGAUUUUGAAACUAAUGUAGAGCAAACUAAUACAUUAUUUUCAGUAGGAAAUUCUACAAAAUUAAUGGGAAAUUCAACCAUAUUUACAAAUGGUAAAACAAAGGAGGAACCAAAUGGGUACUCUGAAAAUAGAAUAUUAAAUAGUGAUACAUUGUGUACAAAUAAUGAAUUAAAACCUAUAUUAUAUGAACAAUGCUGUGAUCUUUCAGAUAUUGAUGAGUGUGAAGAGAGUUCUAUGUCAUUAUCACAAUCUUGCCUUCAACAAAUUGAAAAAGACUUCGCACAAUAUAAAUUUGAAGGUAUUGAUGUUCCUAGUAAAGUAGGAAAAUGUGUUAAAGUUUACACUCAUAAGAGACGAAAAUCUAUAGAUGAAAUAAAAAAUAUGCUGACAGAUGUGAAUAAUAUAAUUCAAAACCCACCAUCUACUGAUUGUAUAGACUUAUUGGAUGAGCCGUCCACUGACGAUAUACCAGUUACACUUUUAACCUCAUUAGAUAUGGAAAGUGCUGAGUAUAUUAUAAGUUUAAGUACUGAAAAUAUUCAAUCUAUAGUAGGAGCUACUUUAACUGAACAGCAUACAUUAAAUACAUGUAAAGAAAUAGAACAAAUUAUUGAAUAUAAUACUGAAAAAACUAGUGUAAAUGAAAUAGAAUCAAGUAAUGCAAACACUGAAACUUCUAAUUGUACAAAACCAAUACUACGAAGAAGUCUGCGAUUAAACCAGCAGGAAAUAGAAGAAACUAUGAAUAAUAAUGAAACUGUUAAGGAUUUUAAUGAAAAAGAAAAACAUUUUAAAAAAUCAAAUUUCACAAAUAGAACAGAACUAUGUAUUAAAAGGAAACGUAAAAUAAAAGACAUAGAUCGUAAAGUUUCAGAACAAAGUAUUAAUAAUGUAAUGCAACCCAUUAGGAAGACAUUUAACAAUUCUCGUAGAAAUACUACAAAGUUAAUUGUUAAAAAGAAUACUAAAUGUACAAUACCUAAUAAAGAAAAGGAUGAACAAACAGGUAAAAUAGCAAAUAAGUUGAAAUGUGACAUAUCAGAAACCACAGAAAUUGAUUCCAUUUUUACAUCAUCCAAAUUAAAUACAAUAGAGCACAUAAAUCGUGCAUUAUGGGGUGAUAUGUCAGAUUUUGCAGAAGACUAUGAAAAUAGAAUAAAUUUUUUGGAUUGCACACCAAAUACAGAAAUUCCAUUUGCUGUUGGCUUAUUACCUUUACGUACUGCUUUGGAAAAAAUGCAAGCAACACCAGAUUAUCAACCUCGCAAAACUCGUUCAUCAGUAGCACCAACAAGACAAGACACUAAUACUCUUAAAAGAAAGAAUUGUACUCAUUUCGGUAAAGUUACAGAUUCUAAAAAACAGAGUACUUAUAUUAAUGAUCCAAAAGAAAAUGCAAAAGCAGUUUGUCAUAUUCAGAUCAGAACAGCACCAUCGCAGUAUGUACGUACUCGUAAAAAAUAUCUUUCCACGGAUGUAAAUACGUUGGAACCGACGACUCUUAUCAAUAAACAUUAAUAGGUAUUAUACA